Leucoraja erinaceus (little skate) is the source of this 7777-nucleotide messenger RNA. RefSeq names its product BTB domain containing 8 (gene btbd8). The transcript is spliced from 19 exons. Gene Ontology annotation, molecular function: protein binding. The record is from RefSeq and is a predicted model, not a curated record. Lineage: Eukaryota; Metazoa; Chordata; Chondrichthyes; Rajiformes; Rajidae. Bases 510 to 5975 code for a protein of 1821 amino acids.
AGGUUCCGUGCGGUGACGCAGACGGGGCGUGGGGAAUCACGUGUCUACCCGCCCGCGAGCUGGGAGUGGAGCUCCAAGGGUGGCGGUUGUAAACAGAACAGAGGCGCGAGCGCGCGGGGAGACAGCGCUCUCCCACCCGGUGCAGCAACGUUAACGUUGUCCCGCUCGCCCGGUGCAGCAGCAGCAACGCGCGGGGUGGAUAACGUUGUCUCGCUCACCCGGUGCAGCAGCAGCAACAGCAACGCGCGGGGUGAUAACGUUGUCUCGCUCACCCGGUGCAGCAGCAGCAGCAACAGCGCGGGCGGGGAGACACACAUUCUGUCCACGGUCAGCUGCAGUAGUGCUGGAUAUGGACAUCCACCGCUGCUGAAGUGGAGGUGCGCGCCGCUCGGGAGCUGAUCCAGCCGAUCGUCUCCCCGGGCACACAGACCCAGGUGUGAGUGCAAGUGAACAGGCGCCGGAGUGAAACGAUUGUGCACUUUGCUGAGACCUGAGAUGGUUACCAUGAGAUGAAUGAGUAUAAACAACAAUCAACAGACCUGGAAAUGGCAACGUGGAAUGGAGGAAUUGUGCAGAGAAUUCCCAAUCUGGAAAACAGCAAAGGUUUCCAAGAGAGAGUUAGAAGUGAAAGACAGAUAUUGAAAGAAACCCUGGCUUCACAGUUAAACAAGGACCUUCUCAGGCUUCUUGUAGAAGGAACUCAAGCAGAUGUCACAUUCCAUGUGGGUGCAGCUGUCUUCAAGGCCCAUAGAGCUGUGCUGCUUGCAAGGGUUCCAGAGUUUUUUUCGAGAGUUUCUGAAAAGCACUUGAAAGAAGAGGCUGAGAACUGUCCAUCAAUCGUCCCUGUUGAGAGUUUCAGGCCUUCACAGUUUAAAUACUUCUUGCAACAGAUUUAUACAGCAGACGGGAAAGUGAAUCAAUUGGAAGAGGAGCUACUGCUGAGCAAUGAUCAGAAUGGGAUGAGAUUGACAGAAGGCCACAAUCUAUCCUUAAGUGACUUUGAGAAAGUGAAGAUGUGCAAUGGGAAAGCUAUUGAGGGUGGAAAAGUCCCAGCUGCUCCCAACGAUAGUGCCGCGGGUGAAAUUGAGAUGUUGACCUCUAGUCUGUUGGAAGACGAUAUGCCUGAAGGAAUGUUUGAUGUGCCUGAAGAAAUGGAAGAAAAGGAUCAGGUCCCAUUUGUAGAUGAUCCCACACCAGAGCCAGCCUCCACUUUAGGUGCGGACCUUUUGUCCCUCUACCAGGAAGGUUGUUGUUCCGAUAUAACUCUUCAUGUUGAGAACAAAGUUUUUCAAGUGCACAGGGCCAUCCUGUGUGCACGCUCCAGUUACUUUGCAGCUAUGCUAAGUGGCAAUUGGGUUGAAAGUUCUCAGAAGUCGAUCACUCUUACAGGUGUGAACCAUGUGGAGAUGGGCGUCAUGAUGAACUUUAUAUAUGGGGCCAUUUUAGACUUGCCAAGAGGAAUUUUCCCGUGUUCCAUCCUUUUGUUAGCAGAUAUGUACAACUUGGAUGGGCUGAAAGCAGUCGUCUUGCAUGUUCUGAAGAAGGAUUAUUGCAAGUUUUUUCACAAGCCUGUUAUUGGCAUGCAGCAGUCGAUAGUGGAAUGUUUGCAAAUAUCUCACUCUGUUGGAAUUGAUGCUCUGUACAACUCUUGCAUGAGAUGGAUUACCAAAUAUUUUGUGAAAUGUUGGUCUGGAAAAGAAUUUUCUUGCCUUCCAGUAGAGCUACAGAAAGCUUGUUAUGUCGCAGUGGUCCAUUCGUUAAAUGCGGAGAAUAUAGUUUCGGUGUUGCUGGAAAGUGACCGUCUGCUGUGGAGCCUCCCUGAAGUGAAAUGGGCAGAGCAAGCUGUUUCCUUGACAAAAAAUAUACAAGAUGAAUGCAUCAAGUUCAUUGUGCCAAACUUCCUUUCGGUGAUUAAAAAUAAAAGCUUCCUCCUUCUGGUGAAGGCACAAAGAAUGACCAGAACACCAUACUUGGUUGAAAGAAUUUUUGCAGCUAUUGAACAAAAUAUUACAGUAUCAGAAGCUUGCUUGCUCUUUAUGGCUGUGGACUUGCUGAAGAGCCAAAUGGCUUAUGAAGAGCUGGGUUUUGCAAUUGAGAUCCAGGCCCUCUUUGACAAGCUCUGGACGUUUCUGGUUCAGUCUUUCUACGCUGUCCGUCACACAGAAGGCUGGAAACUGAUGAAACCUCACAACAAGGAGCGAAUAGAAGCAGCUGCUCUGGACAAAGGUGACAAUAGAAAACUUGCCAAAAAACCAACCUUGACCAGUUUCCAGCAUAAAGAAAAUCCGACGCUCAAUUCGGACGCACUUGACACGGAAGGGCAAGCCUGCAGAAAGGGGAAGCUGCGGUCAAGUACAAAUCUAUACAAAAGUUGUGUGGCUAGUGCUUCAAAAAUGAAAUCUGAAGGAUUGGGGGCAUCGGUUCCAAAAUCAAAUGGGCGAAUGCAUGCAAACGUUUCAAGAAAGGAGGAAACAAAGGACAAGAUUGUUAAAAAGCCAAGUGAAAAAAUGCCAAAAGGUGGGAAAGGCAAUGAGAAAAGCACUUCAACGAAGGCUAACAUCUCUGCAAAAACCAGAUCAGAGGCCAGGAUAAAAAGCGAGGGAGUGGCUAUUAAAGUAAAAGGACAUUCUGCCAGUUUGUCAUGUCCAGGGGUCUCUACAAUGGCCAGCAAAGAGACUGGUGGUCACGAUGGAAAAUCAACUACAGGAGCCCGGCCUAAAGUUCCUUCUAAUUUGUCUGGUGUCCAACCCAAGUCAGGAAAACCACUCAAGAAAACCACUCAGCCACAGCCAGAGAAAAAUGGGAAUAGGUGCAAUUCUGACAAGCUGGAACUUUCAAACAAAAGCCUCACUGUAGACACAGGUGGGCACACCAGUGAAUUGGAGGGCAGAGCAACAAAUGAAAUGAACAAUUGUGGCAAAAAGCUGGCAUCUUUCAGCAAUCCUAUUGAAAGUAUUGUCCAAGAGUUUGCAAAGACCCCUUUAAGCCAGAAGGUUUAUUCUGCAGUUAACAGGCCAGCAACUGUCGUCAAAGCAACAAAGACACCACCUGCUUCAAUGAAAACCACCAGACCCAUUUCUAGUAGUAUGUCCAACAAACAGAAGGCACAAAGUAGAGAUGAAGCAAUGUCACCAGCUCAAGUGAAGAGAGCUUGGAAUAGUAGCAGUGACCUAUCUGCUCAGCAAAAAGCAAGGGCAACAUCAGGAGCAACAAUCAAGGCAAAAGAUCCGAAGCUGGGAAAAGUGAGCCUUGCUUCAGAAACAGAUGCUUUAAAGCUGGCGAGCAAAGUUACAAACAAUGAAAAAAUAACUGCCCCCAAUGAAAUGUUUACAAAAUCGAAUAAAUCUAAAGCUGUAAGAACAGCUACUCCCACAGCAUUAAGGACAAGUAUAAAGAGAACAGUGCAAACUGGCACCUCAAGCCCCAGAACACCCAUUAAUUUAAAUAACAAGGUUGCACUGAAAGAGAGAAGUGUAUCGUUGCCCAAUGUAAGAAAACCGUCAACUAAGUCGCUCACAGCCACAAACAAAACUGGUACAGGAUUGAAAAGGUCCACCUCUAGUUGUCAUGAUAAAGUUGCUCCGAAUACUCAUCGCCAAAAUGUGAGAAGUGUGGCACGAUCAAAAAAUGGAACUGUUCAUGCUGAACAAGAUCAAAUGGGAGCAAACGCUCUGUUGGAACCUCGCCCAGGUACAGAGAUAUCAUCAGAGGAUUGUAAGUUGGCAGAAGGAGAGCAGAAUUUGGAAGGUGUUCAACAAAUCUUGACCUCAGAAAAUCAAUCUAAACUUCAUCAAAAGGAGCAAAUUGGGAAUAAAGUGGCUGCUAAUGAAGUUGAAACAACUCUGAAACACUCUGAAGAUGAUGGCCAAUCCUGCGUGAAGCCAAAUCAAAGGGUUGCCCAACAUCAUUCUUCAGUAUUUACAAAUACUGAAUUCUCACGUGAUCCUGAAACCAAACUGAAAAUCCUUGAGGAAUGUGAAAACUCAAAAGACCGUCUCAAAAGUGGAAGUUCUCAAGCUGCAAACUGUGGUGUUGUCACAACACCUGCUGAUGCGAUUAGAGAAGGUUCGGAACGUAACUUGAACCCUGGUGACAUGCAAGUUCUGCCUGACUUGCCUAAAGAAAUACAUAUACCAAGUGGCAUGGAAAAUCAAGAGGAUGAUUUUGAAACAUUGGUGGAGUCUUGGAACUUGGGGACAGAGGUCUAUCCAUCUUCAGACACUUCUUUCCCAAAACAAAGUCCGGACACGGACACUGGAAGUGCAACAACGUCAUCUGAUGAUAUUAAACCUAACUCUGAGGAUUAUGAUGCUGGAGGUUCCCAAGAUGAUGAUGGAUCAAAUGAGAGAGGCAUUUCCAAAUGCAGUACUGUUGUUUGUCAUGACUUUCUUGGAAGAAGUAGCAGUGACACCAGUACACCGGAAGAACUUAAGGAAUAUGACAGCGGAUUGAAAGUAGAAGUGAAAAUGAAAGGAGUGGAGGAGCCUCAUGGUCAGACUGGAGCACGAGAGUCCGUAAGCGAUCAUGGUUUCAAAAACUCUCAUCAAGGAAAUAAGACAAAUGAAAAAAGUGGUGAGGAAUGCGUUGUGCCCGUUGGUGGCAAAUUAGAUGCUGCCUUGGAAAUCUUGUCCUUGUGUGACGUUACUGAGGAAGACAAGUCUGAAGUCGAGAAUGCAGUGAAAACGCUCCCAACUGUUUCUGCUCCUCCCCCUCCUGAGCAGAACACUUACCACUUCCAGGGUAUUGAUAACCUGGCUUUUGAAGAUGUCGCCGAAAAUGAGACGGAGGUGACAAAGUUUCCCUCGGCUGCGAAUUUUAAGCGUUCUGUCCUGCUCUCUGUGGAUGAGUGUGAAGAGCUUGGUUCUGACGAGGGAGAUGCUGAAACACCUGCCCGUUCCAUGGAUUCUCUUACCCCCUCUGAUGUAUUUGACAGCGGUGUCCAUGAAGGUGAUUGUCACCCUCAAGGGAGAACCUACUAUUCCCGGUACUCCCUGGAAAUUGAGGAUGACCUCUUGAACUAUGACUUUCCAAAGCAGCCUAAAAGACAGUGUAAAGCUCCCGGUCCCUCACCACUUGCUGAUGGCGUCAGUAUGAAGGCUAAUAAUUUAACUUUGCAAGUUGCUUCAACAGAAUCGGAGCAAGAAGUGGAUACUACACCAGCUGCUCCCCAUCAUGAUGCUGCCGAGGGAAGGAAUAAACUUGCAGAAAAGGACAUGAUGGGAGUAAGUGCACCUGAACGACAGCAGGAGGACAAUGUCUUACCUGUGAAAGAUAAUAUCCAGCCAGCCGCUGGGGAUGGCAGUGGUGAUGCGGGUGGUGGCAGUGAUGGUCGACCUCAGGAAAGACCCUGUCAUUUGCAGCUCUGCCAAAAAGAGCAAUCUUCCACUGAGCACAGCGAGGGCUUUGCAACAGACACCAUUGAUCAUGUAGCAAACACGGGAAAAGGGAAUGUGCAAGGGGGGCACUCAACAUCCAGUGAACAAGCUAGUAAUACUUUACCAACAGGAGACUUAGCUGAUUCUGACCGAUCACAAAACUACACACAUGAUCGUCGCCCUUCAAAAACCCUUUCACCCAUAUACGAGAUGGAAAUAAUAGAAGACCUGGAACAGAGCUCGGAACUUGAAGUGAAUUAUUUGCAACAGAAAGAAAAUGAACACUUUGCAGAAAGAGACUGGAUAUUACUCAAGCAACUGAUUGGAGAUCAGGACCCAAAUUAUGAUGUUGUCAACUGUCUGCCUGAAGAUGCCAACCUAGCUCAGUAUCUUAUCAACCAAACACUUUUUCUUUCUCGAGAUACUUCUCAAAUGCCAGGUAAACUUGCAGUUGAAAAAGAGGCGCUGUAUAGAUGGACUGAAUUGCUAUCUCCUUUGGAAGACUCUACAGCUAACAUUACAGUGGCUAGUUUCUCCCCAGAAGAAUCUGUGACCCCACAGGGAGAAUGGACAAUUGUAGAACUGGAAACUCAUCACUAGCAGAUACGGGGAGGUGUAAGUAUGAACUGGAUUAUUUUUGUUGCCGCGUCAUCCUCCAACUUAACCAGGUAUUAUCACCUGGGUCACUGCAGAAUGCAGCAGUGAAAUGAUACACUUGCAAUGUAAAGUAAAAAGUUACCAUUAAAUAAAUCUUUUUGUAAAUUUAUUUUGUUUAAUAGGAUAAUCACUCGUUUUAAAUAUCUAGAAAUGUGGUGGUCAAGGUUUCCAAUUAGAAAACUCUUGUAAAUUAUUGAUUUAUGUCUAAAAACUAAAGGGUAAGCAUUCACAUUGUCGUAAUGUCAAAUGUUAGUAAACUAAAUUCAUUUUCAUUUUUGAAAGUAUUAAACGACUUACUAGAACUUUCUUUAAAAGCUCAAAUUAGGUUGCAUUUCUAAUCGACCGUGUAUUUAUUGUGCAAGAUCUAGUUCUGGAAUCCAAAGCACCCAUGGUCUUUGCAAUGAUAUUUUUGAACCUUGAAUUUUUUAAAUAUAGAUAUUGAUGUUCAUGGACCCAAGAUCUAAACAAGUUUCCUUACUUUUGUUAUAAAACAAAUUGCAAACUAAAUCUUUGAGAUUUGUGGAUUUUUUCCUGUACAUGUUGAUAAUUUAAAUGGUGACCUGAUUGACAUACAAUAAACUCAAAUCCAUGAAGCAUUUCCCAGAACAAUUUCACUCAUCACUAUUUUGACUUGUGGAAAAAUAGGCUUUUCUUUACCGACUUAUUUUUGAUGUUUGUAAAUUGAACUACCCGUGAUUAUCCUUUAAUGUGGUCAAGACAUUAAUGGAGACCUCGUCUGAAGAAAUGGAAUGGAAUUUAAGGGAAUUGGCCUUUUGGCUGAGCUUCAACUUAAGUUUAAUAUCGUCCUACCUGAGGCUGGGCUAAGUGCACACUAAUUAAGUUUGAAACUCUAAAAGAAAAAUACUGCAAAUGCCAUAAAACUGAAAUGAAAACAAUAUUGGUAACACUUGGGUCAGGCUGUAGUGUUUCUGAUCAAUGACCUUUCAUCAGAACUCGAGAACUUCAUUUCAAAAUCUCAUGCCUCCGUUUAGAACAGGAACUGGCAAAAAUAGUCAAAAUACACUGUGUAGGCAGGAAAAUUGGGUAUGUUCAAAUCGGUCAGUGAUCAGACCAACACAAGCGAGACUUGCUAACAUAAGUACCUGACCAGGAAAUGGUUGAUGUUCAUAUGUGCAGUAUUACUCUGAAAUAAAUUUUCCCGUUUCUUUCCUCAAAUCAUACCUAAUUUUGGAAAAUAUUUUCUCAAAUGUUUUACAAUCCUGUUCUGGUUGUGAUUUCCAGCUAAAGUGGAAAAACACAAUAAAGCAAAAUUUAUGAACAUUAAAAGUGGUCUUGGACAUUUAUUUCAAGUUCAGUAUCUUAAUUUUACAAGGAAGAAAAGUCCCAACUUGUCAUUUUUUAAAACAUGAAUAUUUAGCACCUAAUAGCAAAAGGUUAUUUUGAAAUACAUAUUUUAAUCAUGCAGUGUGGAAGUAGUGCUUGUCAUUUCAAGAUUCCUUAACCAAUAAAAUAUGUUGACUACAUAUCUGAGUAUUUUUACAUUUUUCAAUGAUAUAAUCAUUAAAUGACACAUUCUUAACCUUAAUUGCAAAAUCUGCAUCAGAUGCAAUAUUGUACAGUGACCGGAGUCUGUCUCUCUGAAAGAUGAAAAAGAUUGAGAAAUGAGAUGCUUUUACGCCAGCAGAUAGCUUCAGCAUUACAUGGUGAAUUUUUAAAUUUCUUUGAAUGCAUAGGAUAUUUUCAGAAUUGAUUACCAUUUAAUCAGAUGCUAUGGCCUAAAUUAA